AUGGCAGCCCGAAGAAAAAGUUCCCCUACUAAUCCUCUUAAUCCAGACAACCAAGGCUCAGAAAAAAAACCACUAAUUCCUUUGCCACCUCUUCCAGAAAAAGGAGAGAAAUCGGGCCUUAAAGUAACGGAUGAUGCCCCAAAGCCAGGGGCUAAACCGUCAGAAUUGAACAAGGGAAACGAUAAUAAAGACAAAAAAGAACAAUCUAAACCAAAAGCCCAGAGCAAUAAAAUUCCUCUACCGGUCAUAGUAUUUUUGGCAUUAACACCAUGA
Molecule: messenger RNA, 273 nt
Organism: Entrophospora sp. SA101
Lineage: Eukaryota; Fungi; Glomeromycota; Glomeromycetes; Entrophosporales; Entrophosporaceae
Source: the annotation of a GenBank genome assembly